Molecule: messenger RNA, 3534 nt
Organism: Terrapene triunguis (Three-toed box turtle)
Lineage: Eukaryota; Metazoa; Chordata; Testudines; Emydidae
Gene: MEI1
Product: meiotic double-stranded break formation protein 1
Exons: 27
Coding region: 1-3534 (1177 amino acids)
Biological process (GO): meiosis I
Source: RefSeq, a predicted model, not a curated record
AUGGAAGCGGCCGCAGAGGCGGGGCUGCUGGUCUGCGAGCGGCUCCACGCGCGUCACGACCCGCGCUGGCUCCUGUUGCUGCCCCCGCCGCUCUGCCUGGCCUGCGUCAUCGAGACGCUGGGGGACGGCAGCGCCUCGCUGGUGCGCAAGAAGCAUGUGCUGUCUUGCUUCCGUGAUGUCCUGGCCUGGCAUGCCGUGCCAGUCAUUCAGCUGCUGGCACAGGAUGAAAGGGUGUGUGUUCAUUUCAUAGGAACCCUCUUUGGGAUGUUGCAUAUAGCAGAAGACAGCAGUGCACUGGAUCUGUCCACUGAAGUUCUGGUGGGACUUGUGGCGGAGCUGAAGUUGGAGCAGUAUGUACACUGUGUGUUGGAUGAAAGCCAGAAAGAGCUAUCUAAGGCAGCCACCAUGAGAGGGAGCCUGCCUAUGUUUAAUCUCCUGGGCAAACUGGCAGAUGCCAUCCCGGGCUUAGCUGAUAUAUUGGUGAUUGAACACGGUAACUUAAUGGAACACCUGCUGGCAGGCUUGAUGUACCCCAACGAGGGUGUAAAGGCUGCUGUCUGCUAUCUUUACGGCAAGCUGUACUCUUCCCCCAUUAGUUCAGAAAGGCUCUCAGUGCACUUCACAGAGAGGCUGUGUGACCUCUUCCUGGCUACCCUAGGGAAUGCACAGACAAAGGAACUGCAGGUUAACUGCAUGGGUUUGCUAAAGGAGCUGCUGAAUUCUGACCAUUUUGUAUCAGUUAUUAUGAGCAAUUCAAGAAGAGGGGCAGAUUCUGAGAAUACUGAGUUGAUGGAGGGAGAGAACCCACUGCCGCUAGUGCUCAAAAAGCUGUUGCUGUCCAGAGAUGAGAUGCUACAGGUGGCAAGUGUUCAAUGUAUGACUGCUGUGCUUGUGCAUUCUCCUAUCAAAUAUGCUCCUGCCUUCAUUCAUGCAGACAUCCCAGAAUUCCUGUUUGAGUGUCUCUUCUGCACCAGUGAAAUUCUCCUCUGGUCGGUUUAUUGCUGCCUGCUGCUCCUAACUGAGGAGCGGCUUUUCUUUGCCAAGUGUCACACAGUCUAUGGCAUCGAGUCCGUGGUGAGGAGCCUGAAAGGGAUCCUGCAACUGAAUAAUGUGGAGCUGCACAAGCAGGGACUUUUGCUGUUCACUGAAAUACUGAAACGGCAGCCAGUGGAAAUCAAGUUAUUCACAAAUCUAGCCAUGUGUAAAGAUGCCAUUGGUGUUCUUGUGGAGGCAGUAAAAUGUCCGGUGCUGGAGGUAGCAGCAGAGGCUGUGAAAGCUGUGGCAGCUAUUCUGAGGAAGGACCACUUGAGCUGCCCCCCAGUGCAGUAUGUAGAGUUGCAGAAACUGAUUGAGACUAUGCUGAAGCGGUGCGCUGACCUCUCACUGCCACCCAUUAACAAGAGGCCUGCAAGUCACCUGGGGCACAGCACUCAGAACAAAGCGGUUUUGCGACAGGGGCAGUUCCUGCUCAGCACUGUGGAAGGCUUCAGAAAUGCUUGUAGGUUAGCUGUGGAAUGUCAAAGCGACCCCUUGGCUCAGGAAAACGUUUUCACCGCUCCCAGCUCGGAGAGCGAGAAUACUCUGAGCAGCUUCUCUGAGUUUCUGCUGAGGAUUUGCGACAGCCUUUGCAUCCCCAUAGUCCUGAAGCACUCAGAAAGGACUUCCAGCCCAGCUCUGAUGGAGGUUUUCAUAUCCUCCCUCAGCACCCUGUUCACUGUUGUGCCGAGCAUGCAUGAGAAAUUCUCUAGGAAGCUGGCAUCCUCUUCUUUCAUCCGACUGGCACUGGAGCUGAAGGCCAAAUUCUGCACUGGACAAAGUAACCCUGCUUUGAAUCAAGCCUGUUCCAGCUUCCUCUACAGCAUGUGCCUCAGCCUUCAUUCAGCUGCAGAGAAGAUGGAGGACUCUUCCCAGCAGGAGCGAGAGAUGUCUGAGCUUCUGCAGAGGAGUCUGCCCCAGUUAAACUGCAGUGUGCCUGAAAGCCUCACCCUCCUGUCAGAAACCCCUGAUCCCUUCUGUGCAGAUGAAGCUCUUCGUAGCCACCAGUAUUGCCUCCUGCUCCUCUUGUACUGUGCCUAUGCCCUGGAAGACAGGUUUGUUCCAGAGGCAGAAUUAUUCUCAGCCAUAAGAAAUUUCCUUCUGUCAGUGCAGGACCAGGGAGACUGUCCCCCUUCUUACGUCUUCAGAGCCGUUCUUUACCUUCUGGCUGUCUGUCAAGACAAAGGCGAAGCCUUAGACUCGAGUCCACUAUGUGCCAUAAGGAGAGUCUUGGAGAAUACAUCAGAUCUGAGCUUGGUCUAUAUUCAUCAUCCUCUUCUGCUUAAAUUCUUCCUGCGUUACUCUGAGCUUAUGGGCAGAUUCGGUCGCCGGAUCCUCCAGCUCUGGUUUUCCUGGGAAGACUACAGUCAGAUUGAGACUGAAGAUGCUGUCUCUGGGCUCUCCUCUGGCUUGCUUGAUUAUCCAAACAGCUUUACCACUUUGCUUCACAUCCUGAAGGGCAAUUCCAGUGUUUUACUCAUUUUACUGGACCUGGUCUGCUUGAGCACCACAGAAGUGGCUCACAAAGUUUUGAUGACCUUGAGUAUAUUCCUGAAAAGAAACGAGGAUGUUGUUGUCUGUGACCUCCUUCGGAGUCAGUUUCUACAGAUCCUGCAGAAGCUUCUAGUGGAGAGCAGCUCCACUACAUUACAAGCUAGCAAGAACCUGCCUCUGUUGCUGAGACUUCUCUUCCUGGUGCAGCUGAGGAAUGAGGCUGAGAGAGAGCUGGACAGCACAGACUUCAAGCUGCUUCACCAUGUCAGUAACCUCUGUGGGAAAUGCAGACCAGGAGAUGUUGAGCUGCUGCAGCCUUCCUUGAACUUCCUGUAUUGGAGCCUUCACCAGACAACAACAUGUAGUCAACAGAGAGUGGUGGCUGUACUGCUCUCUAGUGUGCCUUUGUUGGAGUUGCUCCAGAAGGUUUUGGAGCUCACCUGGAUGUGGCCCUGUCGCUCUGGACCUGCUUUAUCUUCAUCCGAAGAGGCACUUCUCUGCUCUGCUUGGCUGCUGACUGCUUCCCUCUUAGCUCAUCAGCAUCGUUACAACUCUGAGGUUCACCAGACGAUCUCUCUGGAUGUAGAAAAGGUCCUGAAUGCCGUUAUCUUCAGAAGGAAGAAGCCUGCACUGCUCUUAGUUGUGUGUGCAGUCAGUAUCCUUCAGUUCCUGCGAGCCAUCCUCAGACAGAACUUCUCUUCCUCCCUGCUGGUGCUCGUAGUCCAGCCUACAGCCCAAAGCAGGAUGGAGCCAUCAUUGUCAGAGGACGAUGCCACCCUGUAUCCACUGGCCACGUGGCAGGUGCUCUCGCUUGUUGUCAGUCUGCAGAACCUUCUGGUCCAGAAAGACCUAUUGCUGUCUCAGACUGUUGUUGCCUGCCUGGAGGUCUUGAUGGAGUACCUGCAUAAGAGGAACCAGGGCAUCGGUAAACCUGCCCAGUCCUUGCUCAUUUGGGCCUCAAUCCUACUGAGCCUUCUGGCCCUGAUCCAACAAGCACAUGUCUGA